Marmota monax (woodchuck) is the source of this 5964-nucleotide messenger RNA. RefSeq names its product zinc finger protein 433. The record is from RefSeq and is a predicted model, not a curated record. Gene Ontology annotation, biological process: regulation of DNA-templated transcription. NCBI's taxonomy places the organism in Eukaryota, Metazoa, Chordata, Mammalia, Rodentia, Sciuridae. The coding region runs from base 181 to 4131 and encodes 1316 amino acids. The transcript has 4 exons.
GGAAGGGCGGGCUUCCGCAAGCUCGCGGGCUUUUCUUCCUCUCCGACUGGGCUACUGCUUCUUCAGGCCCCGUGUUCUCUGCUCCAGGGACCCAGGUGACUCUGCGCUGCCCGUGUUCCCGGGGAUCUCGGGUGCCCGGAGGUUUCUCCAGAGGACGUCAGGUCACCAGAGAAGCCAAAAAUGAUCUCAGUGACCUUUGAGGAUGUGGCUGUGAACUUCACCAAGGCGGAGUGGUCUUUUCUGGAUGCUUCCCAGAAGAACCUUUACAGAGAUGUGAUGCUGGAAGUCCUCAGAAACCUGGCUUGUAUAGGAAACAAGUGGGAAUACAGGACCACUGAAGAUCAGAUUGAAAGCUCUGGAAGCAACCUAAGGCACAUCACAUCUCACUCUGGACAGAAAUACUAUAAGCAUGAGGAAUGUGAAGAGAAGCCAUGUGAAUUUAAACAAUAUAGGAAAUCUGUGGUUUCUCUGAAAAGUGUUCACACACAAAUGUUGUUCCAAACUGGAGAUAGACCACAUGAAAAUACAGUAUGUGGGAAAGUCAUCAGUUGUUCCAGUGACAUUCAAAGACAUGAAGAAACUCAUACUGGGUGGCAACCCUAUGAAUGUCAACAAUGUGGUGAAGCCUCUUCUUCUCUCCCAGGUGUUCAAAGACACAUGAUAACACACAGUGGAAGUAAACCUUUUCAAUGUGAGGUAUGUGGGAAAGCCUUUCAUUUCUCCUCUUUAUUUAGAAGACAUGAAAGAACUCAUUCUGGAGAGAAACUCUAUGAAUGUAAACAAGAUGGUCGAACCUUUAUUUCACACCCAAGUCUUCAAAAGCACAGGAUCACACACACGGGGAAUGCACAUUUCAAAUGUAAGGUAUGUGGGAAAGACUUUGCUUAUCCCAGAUUACUUAGAAGACAUCAGAAAACACAUACUGGAGAGAAGCCCUAUGAAUGUAAGCAGUGUGGCAAAGCCUUUGGUAGAUCUGGUGACCUUCAUGUACAUGAAAGAACUCACACUGGAGAGAAGCCCUAUGAAUGUACGCAGUGUGGGAAAGCCUUUGCUACAUCCUGUCUGCUUCAUACACAUGGAAGAAUACAUACUGGAGAGAAGCCUUAUGAAUGCAAACAAUGUGGAAAAGCCUUUACUGCAUCCUAUGAGCUUAAGAGACAUGGAAGAACACAUACUGGAGAGAAGCCCUAUGAAUGUCAACAAUGUGGAAAAGCCUUUGCUAGAUCUGGUGACCUUCACACACAUGAAAGAACUCAUACUGGAGAGAAGCCCUAUGUAUGUAAGCAGUGUGGAAAAGCCUUUGCUGCAUCCCAUCAGCUUCACGCACAUGGAAGAACACAUACUGGAGAGAAGCCUUAUGAAUGUAAGCAUUGUGGAAAAGCCUUUUCUAGUUCUAGUUACCUUAACAUUCAUGAAAGAACACACACUGGAGAGAAGCCCUAUGAAUGUAAGCAGUGUGGAAAAGCCUUUGCUAGAUCUAGUCACCUUCAGAUUCAUGGAAGAACACACACUGGAGAGAAGCCCUAUGAAUGUAAGCAGUGUGGCAAAGCCUUUGCUAGAUCUAGUCACCUUCAGAUUCAUGGAAGAACACACACUGGAGAGAAGCCCUAUGAAUGUAAGCAGUGUGGAAAAGCCUUUGCUAGAUCUAGUCACCUUCAGAUUCAUGGAAGAACACACACUGGAGAGAAGCCCUAUGAAUGUAAGCAGUGUGGCAAAGCCUUUGCUAGUUCUAGUUACGUUCAGAUUCAUGGAAGAACACACACUGGCGAGAAGCCCUAUGAAUGUACGCAGUGUGGGAAAGCCUUUGCUACAUCCCGUCUGCUUCAUACACAUGGAAGAAUACAUACUGGAGAGAAGCCCUAUGAAUGCAAACAAUGUGGAAAAGCCUUUACUACAUCCUAUGAGCUUAAGAGACAUGGAAGAACACAUACUGGAGAGAAGCCCUAUGAAUGUCAACAAUGUGGAAAAGCCUUUGCUAGAUCUGGUGACCUUCACACACAUGAAAGAACUCAUACUGGAGAGAAGCCCUAUGUAUGUAAGCAGUGUGGAAAAGCCUUUCCUAGAUCUUGUGACCUUCACACACAUGGAAGAACUCAUACUGGAGAGAAGCCCUAUGUAUGUAAGCAGUGUGGAAAAGCCUUUGCUGCAUCCCGUCAGCUUCAUACACAUGGAAGAACACAUAGUGGAGAGAAGCCUUAUGAAUGCAAACAAUGUGGAAAAUCCUUUGCUGCAUCGCAUCAGAUUCACGCACAUGGAAGAACACAUACUGGAGAGAAGCCUUAUGAAUGUAAGCAGUGUGGAAAAGCCUUUUCUAGUUCUAGUCACCUUCAGAUUCAUGGAAGAACACACACUGGAGAGAAGCCCUAUGAAUGUAAGCAGUGUGGCAAAGCCUUUGCUAGAUCUAGUCACCUUCAGAUUCAUGGAAGAACACACACUGGAGAGAAGCCCUAUGAAUGUAAGCAGUGUGGAAAAGCCUUUGCUAGAUCUAGUUACAUUCAGAUUCAUGAAAGAACACAUACUAGAAAGAAACCCUUUGGAUGUCAACAAUGUGGAAAAACAUUUGCUUCAUCCCGUCGUCUUCACAUACAUGGAAGAAUGCAUACCGGAGAAAAGCCCUAUGAGUGUGAACAAUGUGGAAAAGCCUUUACUGCUGCCUAUUGCCUUCAGAUACAUAAACGAACUCAUACUGGAAAGAGGCCCUAUGAAUGUAAGCGGUGUGGGAAAGCCUUCACUCAGUCCUCUCACCUUCACUCACAUGAACAAACUCAUACUGUAGAGAAGCCCUAUGAUUGUAAGCAGUGUGGCAAAGCUUUUGCUAGUUCUUUUAAACUUCAAAGACAUGGAAGAGUGCAUACUGGAGAGAAGCCGUAUGAAUGUAAGCAGUGUGGCAAAGCCUUUGCUAGUUCUGGUUACCUUCACAUACAUGAAAGAACUCAUACUGGAGAGAAGCCCUUUGUAUGUAGGCAGUGUGGCAAAGCCUUUGGUAGAUCUGGUGACCUUCACAUACAUGAAAGAACUCAUACUGGAGAGAAGCCCUAUGUAUGUAAGCAGUGUGGCAAAGCCUUUGCUACAUCCCGUCAGCUUCAGAAACAUGGAAGAACACAUACUGGAGAGAAGCCUUAUGAAUGCAAACAAUGUGGAAAAGCCUUUGCUACAUCCAGUCAGCUUCAUGCACAUGGAAGAACACAUACUGGAGAGAAGCCUUAUGAAUGUAAGCAUUGUGGAAAAGCCUUUUCUAGUUCUAGUUACCUUAAUAUUCAUGAAAGAACACACACUGGAGAGAAGCCCUAUGAAUGUAAGCAGUGUGGAAAAGCCUUUGCCAGAUCUAGUCACCUUCAGAUUCAUGGAAGAACACACACUGGAGAGAAGCCCUAUGAAUGUAAGCAGUGUGGAAAAGCCUAUGCUAGAUCUAGUCACCUUCAGAUUCAUGGAAGAACACACACUGGAGAGAAGCCCUAUGAAUUCAAACAAUGUGGAAAAGCCUUUGCUACAUCCAGUCAGCUUCAUGCACAUGGAAGAACACAUACUGGAGAGAAGCCUUAUGAAUGCAAAGAAUGUGGAAAAGCCUUUGCUCUGUCCCAUCAGCUUCAUGCACAUGGAAGAACACAUACUGGAGAGAAGCCUUAUGAAUGUAAGCAGUGUGGAAAAGCCUUUGCUAGUUCUAGUUACCUUCAGAUUCAUGGAAGAACACACACUGGAGAGAAGCCCUAUGAAUGUAAGCAGUGUGGAAAAGCCUUUGCUAGAUCUAGUCAACUUCAGAUUCAUGGAAGAACACACACUGGAGAGAAGCCCUAUGAAUGUAAGCAGUGUGGCAAAGCCUUUGCUACAUCCCGUCAGCUUCAGAAACAUGGAAGAACACAUACUGGAGAGAAGCCCUAUGAAUUCAAACAAUGUGGAAAAGCCUUUGCUAUAUCCUAUCAGCUUAACAGACAUGAAAGAACACACACUGGCGAGAAGCCCUAUGAAUGUCAACAAUGUGGAAAAGCCUACACUACUGCCUUUUACCUUCGGAUGCAUAAAUACACUCAUACUGGAGAGAAGCCCUAUGAAUGUAAGCAGUGUGGCAAAGCCUUCACUCAGUCCUCUUACCUUCACUCACAUGAACAAACUCAUACUGGAGAGAAGCCCUAAGAAUGUAAGCAGUGUGGCAAAGCCUUUGCUAGAUCCAAUGACAUUCACAGACAUGGAAGAAUGUAUACUGGAGAGAAGCCCAAUGAAUGUCAACAACGUGGAGAAGCCUUUGCCACAUCUUGUCUGCUUCACACAUGUGAAAAAACACAUACUGCAUAGAAAUCGUAUGCAUGAAAACAAUUGGUAAACUCUUGUGUUAUCACUGUUUCACUCAUAUACAUGUAGGGAGUUUACUGGAGAAAAAUCCUUUGAAUGUGAAAUAUGGUAAAUCAAUAUUUCAUGUCAUCCUCAAAGACAAGAGGGGCUCACAGUGCUGAAAAUGUGUGUGUGUGUUUGUGUGUAUGUGUGUGUGUGUGAGAUAGAGAUCGAUCAUCAAUCGAUCCACUGGGGAUUUAGUCUGGUGGUGCUCUACCAGUGAGCUGCAUUCCAGUUCCUUUUUACUUUUUAUUUUGAGACAGGGACUUGCUGAGUUUCUUAGGGUCUUCCUAAGGUGCUGAGGCUACCCUCCAACAUUGAUUCUUCAGAAUCAGCCUCUCGAGUCUCGGGAAUUAAAGGCAUACACCACCACAUCCAACUGAAUAACUCUUUAAAUGUGAAAAAUAUCACAAAUCAUUCCAUUUUCCCUGUUGCCUUCAAAGCCAUUUCACUCACAUUGAAAAACAAACCCUCUGAGUUUAGGGGAUUUGCUACAUUCUGUCAGCUUCGUUUCCUUUCUUAUAUAUGAAAACACUCAUGCAGAGAAGCCCUGUGAAUGUGAGAAAUGUGGGAAAUCUACUAGUUUUCUCAUUUUUUUUCCUAAGGACUGGGAAUAUCGUUUUGGAAUAAAAAGAAUAAAUCCUAUGCAAGUAAGAUAUAUAAAGGGUUCAGCCGUUCUAGUUUUGUUCAGUUGUAUGAAAGGAGUCAUACUGUAGAAAAUGCUGAGGAUAAGCCAUGUGGGGCAGUAUUCAGAUUUCAGAGUUUUCUCCAAAGGCAUAAAAGAAUUCACAUCUGUGAAAAUCCUUUUUCUAUCUUUAAAAAUUGCAGUAACACUUUCAACUUUCCAGUUCCCUUUGAACAGCAUUUAAGCAAUCACACUGGAGAAAAGCCCUGUAUGUAGAAAUGUGGUGAGAACUUUGCUUGUUUCAGAUCCAUUUGAACUUGUUCAGACUUGAGGAAAAUUUUAUUUUAUUUCAUUUUAUUUAUUUAUUUUGAGAAAACCAGUGUAGGUGUUUGAAAAUGGUGUGUGCCUUCAUUUCUUUUUUCUUUCUUUCUUUUUUUUUUUUUUAAAUCUAUUCAGAGGUAACAAAACUGCACCCUGGGUUGGAGAGGCGCAUUGCAUCAGCAUGAAGAUUUGAAAGCAAUAUGUUUUUCUGGGUUAAAUCUCUCUUAUUGUUAGAUUCCAUUUUCCUGUAUCUUAAGUCUUUUGAGUCUAAUGUUUCAUUACAUAUUGUGUAUGUUAGUUUAGGCCUCUCCACUCCAGGCUUUGGUACAGAUUGGUGAAAUGGCUCUUCUGAACUUCUUUCUUCUCUUUCUUUGUUCAGAUUUCACCCAGGAGUGCUCUACCACUGAGUUUCUCCACAAUCCUUUUAAUUGUUAUUUUUUGAUAUGGGGUGAGGCUGGCAGCUGGGACCAUCGGGAUGUGUCUGUGUACCCUGCAGCUGGCCUCUUCCUUUUCCUUGAUUGCUUAUUGAUCUAUUGAUGACUCUGGGACCAUCACACUUGUCACUUGUGCUUGUUCUAAGGCUCAUGUAUUGUGCUGUAUGUAGGCACAUUAAAGAGCAUUAUAAGAUAAUAUCAUUUGUGUAUAUUGUUUGGAGAGGCACUUUCUCAAAAUAUAUUUUGCCCUAUACUUGA